AUGAUAGAUCAGAAUGACACCCUGAUUUUGAGUAACCUGGAAGAUGUGAGAAAUCAUUUGAUCCAUGUGGAGGAAUCCAUGGAUGACUUCUUCAUUGUCACCAUGUCCAUCAUCAUUUUUUUCAUGCAAGCUGGGUUUGCUUUCAUGGAAGCUGGAGCUGUGAGAUCAAAGAACACUGUGAACAUCCUCAUAAAGAACCUCUUGGAUAUGUUGAUGGGAGGAAUAGCUUAUUGGCUCAUUGGAUUUCCUUUAGCUUUUGGCAAAGGAAAUGCCUUCAUGGGUUGGACCUAUUGGGCAAGUGUAGGUCUGCCUGACCGCAAGAUGGCGCAGUGGUUCUUUGACUUUGUCCAUGCAGCCACUGCUUCCACUUUGGUCUCUGGUUCCCUGGCUGAGCGCUGCAACUUCUAUGCUUACCUCAUUUAUAGUGUCCUCAUCACUGGUAUUGUUUAUCCAAUCGCAUCCCAUUGGACUUGGGCGCCAAAUGGCUGGUUGCACACUUCGCCAUUCAAGGACUACGCUGGUGGCGGCGUUGUGCACAUGACUGGCGGCGUUUGCUCCCUGGUGGGGGCGGCGCUCAUGGGCCCGCGCAUCAACAGGUUCCAUUCGAAAACCGGCGAGCCACAAGACAUCCGCGGCCAUUCAGUGCCACUUCUGGCACUUGGAGGCUUCAUCCUCCUAUUUGGUUUCAUGGCAUUUGCAGCUGGCUUCCGUGGACACAUUUCUAAAACUGGGGAUGGUGCUGUAGUGAGCAGAGCAAUUCUCAACUCACUCCUAGGAGCUUGUGGAGGUGGUACAGGGGCUCUCAUGAGUCACAGAGCUGGCUGCUUUGGUCCUGUUCACACUUGGUCUUUUCUUAUGACCAUGAAUGGUGCCCUGGCUGGCAUGGUAAGGAAGAAUAAAGUAGCAUAUGGGAGAUGUAAAAAAAAAAAAAGUUCAGAAUGCAUGAAAAUUUCUUAG
This is a messenger RNA of Notodromas monacha, 957 nucleotides long. Lineage: Eukaryota; Metazoa; Arthropoda; Ostracoda; Podocopida; Cyprididae. The record is from the annotation of a GenBank genome assembly.